Megalops cyprinoides (Indo-Pacific tarpon) is the source of this 1369-nucleotide messenger RNA. It is a transcript of the gene aurkb, whose product is annotated as aurora kinase B. Bases 63 to 1055 code for a protein of 330 amino acids. The transcript is spliced from 9 exons. The record is from RefSeq and is a predicted model, not a curated record. NCBI's taxonomy places the organism in Eukaryota, Metazoa, Chordata, Actinopteri, Elopiformes, Megalopidae. Gene Ontology annotation, biological process: mitotic spindle organization; regulation of cytokinesis; protein phosphorylation. Gene Ontology annotation, molecular function: ATP binding; protein kinase activity. Gene Ontology annotation, cellular component: spindle pole centrosome; spindle midzone; spindle microtubule.
GCCGCAGCUCGAGGUUGAAAUAAGAGGGCUUUUAAAAGAUAUUCCACAAGAAAAAUAUCAGUAUGCAGAAUAAGGAGAACUACGAUCCCAAAGGCCCCCAAAGACAGCUUACAACGCCAGCGGGACAGGCGGGUCCACAGAGAGUUCUGAAGAACCCGGGAUCAGUUGCCAGGGACAUAAGCACUGUCACAGGACCAGGAAGAGUGGCAGCCCCACCCAGCAGCUCUGAUGGGCAACGGUUCUCCAUCAAAAACUAUGACAUUGGGCGGCCACUGGGCAAGGGCAAAUUUGGGAACGUGUAUCUGGCGCGGGAGAGAAAGCUGAAUUUCAUCGUGGCUCUGAAGGUGCUCUUCAAGUCACAGAUGGAGAAGGAGGGUGUGGAGCAUCAGCUUCGUCGAGAGAUCGAGAUCCAGUCACACCUCAAACACCCCAACAUUCUGCGUUUCUACAACUACUUCCACGACCGCACGCGGGUGUUCCUGAUCCUGGAGUACGCCCCGAGGGGCGAGAUGUACAAGGAGCUGCAGCGAUGUGGUCGCUUUGACGACCAGCGCACCGCCACGUACAUGGAGGAGCUGUCGGACGCGCUGCAGUACUGCCAUGAGAGGAAGGUGAUCCACCGCGACAUCAAGCCGGAGAACCUCCUGCUGGGGUUCCGUGGCGAGCUGAAGAUCGCUGACUUUGGCUGGUCUGUCCACGCACCGUCCCUCAGGCGGCGUACGAUGUGCGGGACGCUGGACUACCUGCCCCCAGAGAUGGUGGAAGGACGCACCCAUGACGAGAAGGUGGAUCUGUGGUGUAUUGGGGUGCUCUGCUACGAAUGUUUGGUGGGGAACCCACCCUUUGAGACAGAGAGCCACCAUGACACCUACAAACGCAUCACAAAGGUGGACCUGAAGUUUCCCAAGGUGGUGUCGGACGGGGCGCGGGACCUGAUCUCCAAGCUUCUGCGCCACAGCCCGUUCAUGCGCCUCUCACUGCAGAACGUCAUGGAGCACCCCUGGGUGCGACAGAACUCCCGCCGCGUGCUGCCCCCCACCUACAACGCCAAGUAGCCCUGAAAAAAGAUGGCUUUGUGCACAACUUACCCCCUGGUGCUGAGCUGCUGCAGGGGGGACCUCCAUGGAUGUAGAAGGCGCUACUGUAGCCCCCCUCCAACAUCUCCUGUUACCCUGCCAUGCAUUCUUGGCCUGACCGCAGCAGAACCGCUCCUGAGUCAACCAGAGAAAGGGCACUCCGGUCAAAAGCCUGUCUUUUGGUAUGUUGUAUAAUUUGUAUUGAGGAUUACGUUGACUGAGAGUAAUGCCCAAAACCACCUCCCCUGUCCCCCUCCCCCACGACUUGAUGUCACUGGAUUAAGCACUGAUCU